AUGUAUCUGCCUUCCUGGGGCCUGGCUUUGGCCUGGCUUCCCUUGGUCUUUGCUUCGGUGCCGGUGCAAAACCGCAGCUGCCAGGAAGAUGCCGCGCCCCUGUUGCAGGUGCGCAGCAAGCAGUCCGUGUUUGCUGGAGACGGCAGCGAGCAGCUCCUCCUUUUCUUGCAGACCAAUGCGACGCACUGUGCCGAGAGCCUCCCCUACUCCCAGGACGCCUCCCUCUUCUCGAAGAGUUCACACGCCGGCAUCAACCUGGGUCUGAAGGACGUUCGGCACAGGGUCUGGAUUCAAGAGCUCUUCGUCGGCGACGACCCAACUCCUGCCGUCACCCUGAAAUGGAAGUUCACGCGAAAGAAGACGUUACAGGAGCGCCUGACGACGGCAUCCCGCACGGGAGAGAACGUGAAGUGGACUCUCGAUCCUCCGUGCCCCAACAGACGAUCGACGAAGCAAGGAGUCUGGUGGUUCUCCAGCAAUGCAGGACUUGGGCGCUUCGGCUUCAACUUUUCGGGCUCGGGCCCCGAUUUCUCCGCUGACGACGGCGCCUGGGGAGCGGGCUUUGGGACCGUGGACGGAACGGGCGACAUGCCGGAGGACUUCAGCGGGCAGGCGAAUCGAUGCGCCGAUCGGGAUGACAUGACCUGUGGCUUUAUCUUCCACUGCGGCAGCUUGGUGGGCGGCGGGGCAUUUGGGAGGAGCCGAAUCUACAUGUCUGUUCCCGCGACUGACGUCUCCUUGGCCGCUGAGACCAGUUUGGCGCAAGUCGAGGAAUCGCCCUACUGGUCGGGCUGUCGAGGCGGAGCCGUUUAG
This is a messenger RNA of Symbiodinium sp. CCMP2456, 813 nucleotides long. Lineage: Eukaryota; Dinophyceae; Suessiales; Symbiodiniaceae. The record is from the annotation of a GenBank genome assembly.